Molecule: messenger RNA, 1464 nt
Organism: Poecilia latipinna (sailfin molly)
Lineage: Eukaryota; Metazoa; Chordata; Actinopteri; Cyprinodontiformes; Poeciliidae
Product: GTPase IMAP family member 4-like
Exons: 2
Coding region: 83-1159 (358 amino acids)
Molecular function (GO): GTP binding
Source: RefSeq, a predicted model, not a curated record
CUUUAAAAAGGCCUGCACACAAUCCAAACUAUGUUCAUUACCUGACUGCAGCUGAAGAGUCUACACUGCUCUCUGACUGACCAUGGAAAAUAAGACCUACAACUACGGAACCAACAUUACAAACAACACUGAGCUGAGGAUCGUGAUGGUGGGGAAGACUGGGAUUGGGAAGAGCGCUACUGGUAACACUAUUCUGGGUCGCCAGUGCUUUCAGUCCAAAUGCAGCGCCAAAUCCAUGACUGUAAACUGCUCCAAAAGCAGCAGUACUGUGGACGGACAGCAGGUUGCUGUCAUUGACACUCCAGGUCUGUUCGACACCAGGUUUGAAAAGGACAAAACCACCAAGGAUCUGGGUCAGUGCGUCCGCUAUGCCGCUCCUGGACCCCACAUCUUCCUGGUGGUCGUUGCAAUCGGCAGAUUCACAGAAGAGGAAAAGCAGUCAGUGCAAAUGAUUCAAGAAAUCUUUGGAGACGCAGCAAACAGAUACAGCAUGGUUCUGUUUACCCAUGGAGACAACCUUGAAUGCAACAUCGAAGAGUAUUUGUCUGAAAGCCCAGAACUCCAGGAUCUGGUGUCCAGAUGUAACAACCAGUAUCAUGUCUUCAACAAUAAGCUGAAAGAUAAGAAACCUCAGGUCACUGAGCUGCUGAGGAAGAUCAGAACCAUUGUUGACAGGAAUGGAGGAAGUCACUACACCAAUGAGAUGUUCCAAGAGGCUGAGAGGGCGAUCGAAGAGAAGAAACAACGCAUCCUGAAGGAAAAGGAAGAGAAAAUACGCAGAGAGAAAGAAGAACUGGAGAGAAAAAUAAAAGAAAAAUAUGAGAAAGAGAUGCAGAAAAUUAAUGAGCAAAUCCAGGCUGAGAGAGAGAGAGAGAAGAAAGAGAGAGAGGAGGAGAGGAAGAGGGAGAAGGAGGAGAUGAAUGAGGAGAGAAAGAGAGAAAUGGAAAGGAGAGAGGUAGAGAGAAAAGAGAGAGAGAAGGAGUUUGAAACCAUGAAAAAACAACUGAAGGAGCAGCAGGAGAGAGAAAUUCAAGCUGAAAAAUCCAAGCUGCAGUCCAUGCAUGUUUCUGAGGCCAGAACUGAAGCUGAAGAACAUGAUCUGUUCUAUCAUCUGGCACUAGCUGGAAAAUUUCUUGCUAAGGCCUGUGAAAUAAUGUAAGGUUAUAGUUGUCACCUAGCAAUUGCUACUGAUGCAGAAAUACUAAAAGAACAAAUUUUAACUGGAUGUUUCUCAAAAGAGAAACAUAAACAACACAGACUUGAUAAAUGAAGUUGAGCUCAAGGUAGUGUAAUGUAAUUCACCUCUGACCUCAGUGUCUUGCAAUUCGUUUAAAAAUGUUAUCAUUUUACUGUGAUCAUUGUCCUUAUUGUCAGUAUGUUGGCUCACUCUGUUGUUUAAUCCUGUACUGAGUGUAAUGUGACACGUAAACCUUAAUCUAAUCAAUAAAUACUGUUUCAUCCAUC